CUUGGAUAGCUGGCAUUGACUGUUUUACUGAUAUUUUACUUUUUUUACCUGGACAGGCAGGACUCGCUGUGUUUUCGCACGGGCACGUCGGUCUUCUCUCCACCGGCCGAAAAUUUCUGCUCCACUUUUUCCCCGCCAUUUGUUCCUCUCUCUAGGGCUUAAUCUCGGUUUCCCCCAAUUUCGAACUCAAUUAUUGUGAAAUCGUUGGAUUUGCUCGUUCGAUUCGUCUCUGGAUGUCGAAUUCCAGCGUCGGGAGCAGUGGCCACGGCGUGCCCAAGGGAAUAUGCCUAUCGAACACAAUUCAUUCCGAAGUUGCGCCUUGCUUGCCGCUGCCGUCGCUUCCGGUGUUCUGCGGGGCGCUGCAUCAGGAAAUUCAUCUAUUUGACGACUCCGCUGGCGGUGCGAGAUUGAAUUCUAGCCGUGGAGAUGUUUCUGGCAAGAUUGCGGAGCUCCUCCGCAAUGCAGAUGUGUCUUACUUGAAUCUAAAAGAUGAAGAAAAUAUUCAAACGGAUGACUCAGUAGGAAACUUUAACCUAUUCAAUGAUGUUCUGAGGCACGAUGCUGAAGCUUUUGACUACAUCAGUCCAGGUCCUGCUAAGGAGUCAAUGCAGAGUGGUAAGUUACAUGAGCUGAAGCCAGUUGAGCGAAGUGUGGCUUCUACAAAUAAAGUACUGGAUGACUCUGUAGGAACUAAAAAUUAUCAGCAAGACUACAAUGCUUCUAAUGAAGUUGCUAGUUCUUCUAGAAAACCUAAGGUGAAAAAGAAGGAGAAGGACGUGCCAGCUGCUUGUCCUGAUUUCCAUGAGCAUCAAGAUGCAGCUAUUGCAAGCUUUUCAGAAAUGUUGGAGGACAUAUGUGGCAGAGCAGAGGUUAUUUGUGAUGAUCGAGAAGAAGCAGAAUGGGUUCCGUUGACUCAUACUGAUCUUAAAGCACUUGUGAAUGAGAUUAUGUCGAUGCGAUCCAAGAAAUUACUUCACCUUGUUCCUGCGGAUAUUCUUUCAAGGACACUAAAGGUUUUAGAUCGCCAAAUUUAUCGAGCUGAAGGAUUGUCCAUAGAUGAUUGCGAUAAUUUGAAUGCUGAUGUGGUUUCAUCCAUUUAUUGCUCGCUGGAGUCAAUCCAUGCAGCUUUAGCUAUUUUGGCUCAUGAUGGUAUGCCAAAGCAGCUUUAUAAGGAGGAGGAUAUUGAAAGGAUUUUGGAGUUCUCAAGGCAUCAAAUCGUGGAUGUAACGUAUGCUUGUGAUCCAGCGUAUCGCGCGAUGCAUAAACCAAAUUAUGGUGGACCGCAUGAUGAUGAGGAAGAUGAAGAAGCUGGCGAUUUCGGAUCAGCUAGUAAGAAAAGGCGAACUUCAAAGACUGUUAAAGUUAAAAAGUCAACAACUAGAAUGUCAGCCACAGUGAAUGUUAUACUUCAGAAGCUGUGCACUAUUCUCAGUUUUAUCAAGCAAUUGUUGUCGCUAGAACGGCUAUCAGAUAGUUGUGUUCUCCAGCUUGUGAGAACUAGCUUACAAACUCUUCUGGUUGAAAACAUCCAGCUUUUGCAGCUCAAAGCAAUCAGUUUAAUUGGUGGGAUUUACUAUUCAUGCCCUCAGCAUCGCGCAUAUAUGAUGGAUGAAUCUCUUCAAAUUCUUUUGAAGCUACCACCCUCGAAAAAAGUUCCAAGAGCUUAUCAUCUUCCUGAUGAAGAACAAAGGCAGAUUCAAUUAGUGACGGCUCUCCUGAUUCAAAUGAUUCACUAUAGUGCAAAUCUUCCAGACGCUCUAAGGCAAACCUUUGUAAAUCCAUCUCCGGAAUUUUCAAUUGACGCUGAUUAUCCUUCCAAAUGCCAUGAGUCAGUUACAGAGUCCUGCUGCCUCUUUUGGAGUCGUAUUCUACAGAGAUAUACAAGUGUAAAAAAUCAUGAUGCUUCGGAAUUGAAGAUAGUAAUGGAGAAUCUUGUACUGGACUUGCUGACUACUUUGAAUUUGCCUGAGUAUCCUGCGUCAGCACCUAUGCUGGAGGUUCUCUGUGUGUUGUUACUUCAAAAUGCUGGGCUGAAAUCAAAAGAUAAUAAUGCUCGAACAAUGGCCAUUGAACUUCUUGGUACUAUCGCUGCAAGGUUGAAACAUGAUUCUGUCAUCUGCAGGGAGGAGACAUUUUGGAUUGUAAAGGAGUUGAUGAAUGAUGACAGUGCUGAUUCUAGUUCUCCAAGAGACACAUGUUCUCUUUGUUCUGAGUCAGUUUCCGAAAGGUCUACUUUUGCUUGUCAAAGUUGUGAUAGACAAUUUCAUGUUGAUUGUAUCGGUGGAAGAGAGCAUGAUACUCCUCACAACUUUGAUUGUCAACUUUGCUUAUGUGAGAAACAGCUUCUUGUUUGGAAAACAUAUUCUGUAUCCCAGAAUCAGGAUGACAAGAAAUCUAAUCACAAUCGUUUGGGGAAGUCUUCUCGAACUAGAAUCACAGUCUCAAAAGAAGAGAUUAUACAACAAAUGCUCCUAAAUUAUUUGCAGGAUACAGGGUCUGGAGAUGAACUACACCUCUUUAUACGAUGGUUUUAUCUUUGCCUUUGGCAUAAAGAUGACCCUGCCGCCGAACAGAAGUUCCCUUAUUUACUUGAGAGGUUGAAAUCCAGAGCAACUGUUCCUGAUUCUCAUGUGGACUCAUCUUUCAUGUCAAGGGAUUCCAUGAAAAGAAUUACUUUGGCAUUGGCACAGAAUAGUUCGUUUGCCAGAGGGUUUGACAAGAUUCUUCAAGUUCUACUGGCAAGUCUGCGGGAGAACUCGCCGGGGAUCCGUGCUAAGGCUUUGCGAGCGGUUAGCUUUAUAGUAGAAGCAGAUCCAGAGGUUUUGGGUGACAAGCAUGUCCAAGCAGCUGUUGAAGGGAGGUUCUGUGACUCUGCUAUAUCAGUUAGAGAAGCAGCGCUAGAGCUUGUUGGUCGUCAUAUUGCUUCUUAUCCUGAUGUUGGUCUAAAGUAUUUUGAGAAGGUAGCAGAGAGAACAAAAGAUACUGGAGUAAGUGUGCGGAAACGUGCCAUUAAGAUUAUUAGAGAUAUGUGCACUUCUAGUGCCGACUUUUCACAUUAUACAACUGCUUGUGUUGAGAUAAUUUCUCGUAUCAAUGAUGAAGAGUCAAGCCUACAGGAUCUGGUUUGUAGGACAUUUUAUGAGUUCUGGUUUGAGGAGUCUGGCACACAGGGCCAUCUCUUUAAAGAUGGUAGUUGUGUUCCAUUGGAAAUUGCUAAGAAGACGGAACAGGUUGUUGAGGUUUUGAGAAGAUUGCCAAAUCACCAACCUCUUGCAGUUGUCAUUAAACGAACCUUAGCCCUUGAUUUUUUACCACAAGCAGCUAAAGCUGCAGGGAUAAAUCCUGUAUUACUAGCUUCAGUUCGCAAGCGCUGUGAGCUGAUGUGCCAGUGUCUGCUGGAGAACAUAUUGCAGGUUACUGAAAGGAAUGUCGAUGAUGGAGAGGGGCAUAUGCUCCCAUACAUUCUGUUGUUGCAUGCCUUCUGUCUUGUGGAUCCUACAUUAUGCAUACCAGCUUCGGAUCCUUCACGCUUUGUAAUCACGCUGCAGCCAUAUCUUAAGAGUCAGUCUGACAAUAGAGCGGCUGCACAGCUUCUGGAGAGUAUAUUGUUUAUAAUUGAUUCUGUCUUGCCAUUACUGCGGAAGCUGCCUCAGAGUGUUGUAGAGGAACUUGAACAAGACCUUAAGCAAAUGACUGUCCGGCAUUCCUUUCUGACAGUUGUCCAUGCUGGCAUAAAGUGCUUAUGCUCUGCUGGUAAAGUAUCAGGAAAAGGUGCAAUUGUUGUUGAAUACCUUAUUCAGUUGUUUAACAAACGCCUGGAUGCAUUGGGAUUUGAUAACAAACAGCAAGUAGGUCGGUCUCUUUUUUGCCUGGGGUUGUUGAUACGCUAUGGUAGCUCUUUGCUGGAAGCCUAUGCCUCCAACCCAAGAAAUAUAGAUGUGGCAAGCAGCAUCAAUCUAUUUAAAAAAUAUCUCCAGGCUGAAGAUUUCAUGAUUAAAGCUAGAGCUUUACAGGCGCUAGGGUAUGUGUUAAUUGCUCGACCUGAAUGUAUGUUUCAAGAAGACAUUGUUACUACUUUAGAGACAACUCUCUCUGCCUCUACUGAUACUCGUCUUAAGAUGCAAUCACUGCAGAACAUAUAUGAAUAUCUCCUGGAUGCGGAAAGUAAGAUGGAUCCUGAUAAAGCUAGCACCAGUGAUGUUACUCCAUCAGAAAAUGGUGUUCACAGUGUGCCUGUUGCUGCUGGAGCUGGUGAUACCAACAUAUGCGGUGGGAUAGUUCAAAUAUACUGGGAGAGCAUUUUAGGGAGAUGUCUCGAUGUGAAUGAGCAUGUGAGGCAAGCUGCUCUGAAGAUUGUGGAAAUUGUUUUGCGUCAAGGGCUUGUACAUCCUAUUACUUGUGUUCCCUAUCUCAUUGCACUCGAAACAGAUCCGCAGGAGGCUAAUUCAAAGAUGGCUCAUCGACUUCUGAUGAAUAUGAAUGAGAAGUAUCCAGCUUUUUGCGAAAGUCGUCUUGGAGAUGGCCUGCAGCUGUCAUUUAUUUUCAUUCAUACCAUGAAUGGAGGUGUUUCUGAAAUUUCAACACUUAAGGCCCAAGCUAGAUUAUUUAACAAUAUGAAGGGAAAACCAGAAGUUGGUUCUUCCAUGCAUGCAAGACAUGGGGUUGCUCGAAUUUAUAAGUUAAUUCGUGGAAAUCGUAUAUCAAGAAACAGAUUUAUGUCCUCUGUCGUUAACAAAUUUGAAAAUCCUACCUGGAGUGAUUCAGUAGUAGCUUUUCUGAUAUAUUGCACAGAGAUUCUUGCUUUGCUCCCUUUCUCUUUACCUGAUGAGCCUCUUUAUUUGAUCUAUGCUAUAAAUCGCGUUGUACAAGUAAGAGCUGGGACAUUAGAAUCAAACAUGAAGGAUUUUUUACAUUCAUUGCAAGGAAAUACUCAAAAAGCUAAUGGAAAUGGGGUGGUUAGAUCAGAUCAGACUGUAAACCUCGGUGGUGAAAUAAACAUCACAGAUGAGGGGAAUUAUAUCAUGUCUGGGGGAUUACAAGGUCAAAACUUGUUCGGGGACGAUGCCUAUAAAGAUUCCAACACAAAUCCUUCAACAUCAAGAGAUUUUUCUAGUGUACCAGCUAAGGAUGUGCAGAAAAUCCAGGCGGACUGUCUAGCCGCUGGUGCGAUGCAACUUCUUCUGAAGCUGAAGAGGCACCUGAAGAUUGUCUACAACCUUGACGACGAGCGCUGUCAGGCAUUUUCUCCUACGGAAGCAGCAAAACCAGGAGAAACUCUAUCUCGACAGAAUAUUCCUUUAAAUUUAAGUGACAUAAAUAUGGACUGCCCUCAAUGCUAUGAAGACCUUUCAAGGAGAUACCAGGAAUUCAAGAAUGCCUUGAGGGAAGACACAGUCGACUACUCAAUCUACUCGGCAAGCAUCAAAAGGAAACGACCACCUGCUAAGAGAGCCGGGAAACCUAGACGGGGUGUAGUAGUAGCAAUGGAUAAUGAAUAUGAUGAGGAUGAUGAAGAUUGGGGUAGUGCGAACAGGUUAAGUAAAAGUGUUCCGAGAGGCAGCUACAUGAGAACCAGGCAACGACAGUAGAGGUGUAUAUAUAGCCAUGUAAGUAGAAAAGCUAACCUGUAUAGUCAGUCAGCCUAUAGGAAAGGAUAACUGCUAGUGGAAUUAUUAGGAACUUGGCGAGGGAGUGGUAAAAAUUAAGAAAAGAUUGGCUAAAACAUAGUUGUUACUGAAAAUCGAUUUGAUGUAAUUGUUUGUGCUGGUUAUCUAGGACUCAAAAUUACUGCUAGGAUGUGUGCGAUGAUAUGGGUAAAUUUUGGUUAAAGGUGGGACGGGGGCAUUCCCUAACUAUGACCGUGUGUUGGAUGUUUGUUGAUUUGUGGAAAUGAAAUAUUUUUCAUUGUUUUGAUUA
Molecule: messenger RNA, 5916 nt
Organism: Andrographis paniculata
Lineage: Eukaryota; Viridiplantae; Streptophyta; Magnoliopsida; Lamiales; Acanthaceae
Product: sister chromatid cohesion protein SCC2
Exons: 28
Coding region: 234-5588 (1784 amino acids)
Biological process (GO): establishment of protein localization to chromatin; regulation of gene expression; establishment of mitotic sister chromatid cohesion
Cellular component (GO): Scc2-Scc4 cohesin loading complex
Molecular function (GO): chromatin binding
Source: RefSeq, a predicted model, not a curated record